Molecule: messenger RNA, 3109 nt
Organism: Pseudoliparis swirei
Lineage: Eukaryota; Metazoa; Chordata; Actinopteri; Perciformes; Liparidae
Product: single-stranded DNA-binding protein 3-like
Exons: 19
Coding region: 203-1600 (465 amino acids)
Biological process (GO): positive regulation of transcription by RNA polymerase II
Cellular component (GO): nucleus
Molecular function (GO): protein binding; single-stranded DNA binding
Source: RefSeq, a predicted model, not a curated record
CCCUGCCUGAUUUGUGGGCAAUGUUGGGGAUGUAGAAAAAAGAAAAAAAAAGGAAACCGGAGCAAAGAGAGAGAGAGAGGGAGAGAGAGAGAGGGAGACAACACUACCCGGGUAGCUAUGGAGAUAGUAGGUUUUCCUGGUAGCUUCUUUCUUUGACAGGUGUCGACUGGGAUAAAAAACUAAGUACACAGCAGCCUCCACGAUGUACGGCAAGGGUAAAGGAGCCGUGGUCCCCUCCGACAGCCAGGCCCGAGAGAAGUUAGCGCUGUACGUGUACGAGUACCUGCUACACGUGGGAGCACAGAAGUCCGCACAGACGUUCCUGUCUGAGAUUCGAUGGGAGAAGAAUAUAACAUUAGGGGAGCCUCCUGGAUUCCUCCACUCGUGGUGGUGUGUGUUCUGGGAUUUGUAUUGUGCGGCUCCGGACCGACGGGAGACGUGUGAGCACUCCAGUGAGGCGAAGGCCUUCCAUGACUAUAGCGCAGCGGCGGCGCCGAGCCCCGUGAUGGGCAACAUGCCCCCAACCGACACCAUGCCAGGUGGCCCCAUGCCCCCGGGCUUCUUCCAGGGACCACCCGGCUCUCAGCAGUCCCCCCAUGCACAGCCCCCCCCACACAACCCCAGCAACCCCAGCAACCCCAGCAACCCCAGCAACCCCAGCAACCCCAGCAACACCAGCAACCCCAGCAACCCCAGCAACCCCAGCAACCCCAGCAACCCCAGCAACCCCAUGAUGGGACCCCAUGGCCAGCCUUUCAUGUCACCACGGUAUCCAGGAGGACCGCGCCCCGCCCUCCGAAUGCCAAAUCAGCCUCCGGGGGGAAUCCCAGGAUCUCAGCCGCUCCUGCCAAACAGUUUGGACCCGACGAGACCGCAAGGACAUCCCAACAUGGGCGGACCGAUGAGAAUGAACCCGCCUCGAGGGAUGGCCAUGGGCCCACAGAAUUACGGCGGCAUGAGGCCUCCUCCCAACUCCAUGGGCGGCCCGAUGCCCGGAGUGAACAUGGGCCCCGGAGGACGAGGGCCUUGGCCAGGACCUAACGCCAACUCUAUAGCGUACUCCUCCUCUUCUCCAGGGAACUACGUGGGUCCUCCGGGCGGAGGAGGUCCACCUGGAACCCCCAUCAUGCCCAGUCCAGGAGAUUCCACCAACUCCAGUGAGAACAUCUACACGAUGAUGAACCCCAUCGGGCCGGGCGGCAACAGACCCAACUUCCCUAUGGGACCCGGGCCUGACGGGCCAAUGGGAGCCAUGGGAGCCAUGGAGCCGCACCACAUGAACGGAUCACUAGGGUCCGGGGACAUGGACGGGUUGCCAAAGAGCUCCCCUAACAACAUGGGAGGCAUGAACAACCCUCCUGGGACGCCGAGGGACGACGGAGAAAUGGGCGGAAACUUCUUGAACCCGUUUCAAAACGAAAGUCAUUCUGGGACGGCCCUCGAGCAUGCUGGGACUCUACUUGAGACGGGCCCUCCCGGAGCAGCGUGCAACAUGGCCGCCGGUCUGAACAGGAAGCGGUCGCGGGGCAACAGGAAGAGCCUCCUCUCCGACCACGGCGCUGGCCCCCCCCCCGGCUUCCUGUCGGGCUCCAGACAAUGAGGAUAAAGGGAGGGAGGAGAGAGGACAGAGGAGACUGGAACUAGUAGCAACUGUGUGUAAAUAUGCAGAUCCGGUCAGCAGCGUCUCCUCCGUAUGACAUCAUCACCCCCACCCCCCCCACGUUAGGCCUCCGCUCCUCUGCUGAACUGUACCGAGCACUUGGACCGUCUCCGUCUGCCGAUGAGUCCUCAAGACACUGUGAUGUACGUUUACGUUAGUUUUAUGGACGCUUCCGUUAGCUUAGCUUAGCUCAGACAUGUUGUGAGCUCCUUCUGGCUCAAAGCAGGAAGAGGAGGAGCUCUGUUGAGUGUGAAGGAGUGGCCUCCCUCCGCCCACCUUGAAGAAAAUGACCUUCCCCCCCUCACUCUUCCUCAGCAGUGACACUCUCGCACCUCUGAAUUCUGUUUUCUUUACAACUCUCACCAUCUUUGUUGUAUUACAUUUUCUUUUUUUUGUUCUGUAAAUACUGUAAAAUGCAUUUUGAUAUCAUUGACAUGUUUUGAUAUUUUCAAAUCGCAGCAUGUGUGUGUGUGUGUGUGUGUGUGUUCAGAAACUGGAGCUGCUAUGGACUAUUAUGCUAUUUCACCUCAUCACAGAUGUCGAGGGGCCUCGAAGGAGGAAAGAGGAGGGAGGAGGUGCUCUGAAGGCCUUUAGCUAACUCAUUGUCGCACACGUUUUUUUCAAAUUCAACCCUGUCCAGGGGCCUCCCUCCUCUGCCCUGGAGAAGAAGGAGGGGGGGGGGGGGUGUGAGUGAUUUUUUUUCACUCUGUGCAGGAACGGAAAUUAAAUCGGAGGCCGGUUUUUCACAAUAAAAUGCAUCCCUUCCACUGAGUUUGAACUUCCCUCUACCAGAGGACACAGACUUUUACCAUGAAGGAUUUUAUUUUGUAAUCUAUUUAAAAAUGGGGCCGGGGGAAGAAAUGUUUUUUUUUGGGGGGGGGGGGGGGGGUAAAAGAGGAGAAAUUUAAAAAAUCAAAUGAAGGGAGCGAUUUGUUCCUUCUCUGCUAUUCCUCCUGUUGUAUGAAUGCAGUGGAGUCUCUCUCUCACACGUUGAUCAUUUCUGUAUUUCUAUCGUGCUGAUGUAUAAACUGUAACAUUCAGGGGCCGGAGGGGAAGAGGAUGUUUUUAUUUUGUAUUUUAUUUUGAAGGGAGUAAAAUAAUUUGUUUCUGUUCAGUUCCUGAUGAUAAUAAUAAUUUGUUCUCCUCUUGAUGACAAGGCAGUAUUGAAGAUGAGCGUUGUCUCUCAUGUUAGGGUAGUCCAGAUCCUAAAUGUUCUAAGUGUAGAGGUUUCCUUCUUCGUACGUUUCUUUAUAUUGUAAAGUUUCUUUAGACAAAAAAUGUUAUUGCUUAUUGGAAGAAGAAAAAAAUAAGGUGGGAAAACUGCAUUGAUAAUAAAUGUCUUUAUUUUAAUUUUAUUUUAUUUCCAGUCGUCAGUGGUUUUUUGCCUGUGUCCCUUGUUGUAGAUACAUAUUAAAACAAAUAAAAUGACUUUACUCCUUUUGCCAUGAA